Molecule: messenger RNA, 2045 nt
Organism: Leptopilina boulardi
Lineage: Eukaryota; Metazoa; Arthropoda; Insecta; Hymenoptera; Figitidae
Exons: 2
Coding region: 1-924 (307 amino acids)
Source: RefSeq, a predicted model, not a curated record
AUGAAGAGUCAAAUAAGAAAUCUUUGCUUAUUGCUAAUGUUAACGGCGGUAUUGGCAGUAAUAAUAGAAUCGAAAUCAGGACCGGAAAUUGAUGCUGAUGAAUCGACUAGUUUUAAUGAGGCUGUAGGAAUUUGUUUAUCGAAAAAAAUGUACGGUACCAUGGAAUGUAUAAAUCGUGGUGCUUUGAGUUCACUUCAGACAUUAAAUGAGAAGGAUGAUCUCGAUUUUGGAGAUAUGCGAUUUCAAAGGAUCGAAGGUCAGGCUCGCGAUCUUCUUGACCUGGAUUAUGAUCCAAAAGACUUUGGAAAUGUUGUAGAGGCAGCUUCUCGACUAAUAGAGCGUAGAAAUUUUCGAUGGGAUUUGGGAAAUUGGUAUCCAGGCCUACAGAUGCGUGUUGGACCUACUUUAAACGCAAAUGGAAUUCUCGAAUUUAUAUUGGAUGAACGAGUUUCUAAAUUAAACAAUAGACAAGCGGGAAAUGGUAGAACAUUGAUGAAACACGUUCUGUUGCCAUUUCUUUUGGGAUUCAAGUUCAAUAUGGUCUCAUUGAUUCCUUUAGUAUUUGGAAUACUUCUUUUUAUCACGAAAAAAGCUUUUAUUUUGACGAAAAUUGCAUUAUUACUCACUGGUCUAUUUGGAUGGAAUUCCAUAUUUUCUGGACCCUCAGGAUCACCACCGAUAAAUUUUAAUGGCUUUAGUUAUGGCAAUGGUUACGGGCUUGAUACAACGGCACAAGGCGAAUAUCCUUAUCACGAGCAUCAUGUGCCAUAUCAACCAUUCGCUGGUCAAAAUCCAGGAAUUACUCCCUAUUCUCAUAUUAUUCGUGAGGUUGUUAACGUUUACGAUGCCGACUCAACGGAUGCUGAACGAUCGUCCGAGACAAGUUCGAGAAAUGGAAAGAAUUUCGUUUGGUCCAAAGAAUGAAAUAAUUUUCAAAUUUUUUCUAUUUAUUUUUCAAAUAUAAAUUAUGUGCCUUGAUUUACAAAAAGGGAAACAUUAAAUAUUAAUUAAAUUCAUUAGAUUCGCUGAAAACUUUUUACUUUCAGGUUUCAAAUGAAACUCUUCAAUUUAAAAAAAAAAUCUUCCACCAUAUUGGAUAUAUCAUUUUGAAUUUUGGAAAAACGAUAUCUAAUUCAUAAUCAGUGAUGCAAAAAAACCCCGAGCAACGAGUUUCAAGUAAAUAAGAUAAACUUUAACGAAAAAUCCGCCAUUUUGCAUCCGCCAUUUUGUAUUUUCAAAAUUUGAUGCCAGAUUCAUAAUCAGCGAUCUCGAAAACUCCUUAGUAACAAGUUUCAUGCUAAUCUGUUAAAUUUUUGAAAAUUCUUUCGCCAUAUUAAAUUUGACAAAUCUAGGUUGCAAUUAUGUAAUUUCAUUUUGACUUCCAUAUCGAAAUUGACUAGCUUUUACUUUGAUUUUUAUUCUGAAAUUCAAUUAAAAUUUGUAUUUCAGUAAAAGUGAAAAUAAAAGUGAAUGUGAAAGUGAAAAUGAAAGUCAAAAUCAAAAUAAAAGUCAAAGUGAAAGUCAUUAUGAAAGUCAAUGUCGAUGUAGAAGUCAAAAUGAAAUUACAUAAUUGCACCCCCUAAUGCAUCGCGCAAUGGCAUCAUUAUCAGUUAUUUUCUUGAAAAUUUGUUUUUGAAAGUUAUGUCCCUUUUUGAAGAAUAAGGCUCACUUUUAUUAUUACAUAUUUUAUUGGAAAAUUUUUUAACUUUUUCGUAAAAAUAUUAGAAAACGUUGAUAAAUUGGUUCGACACUUGAAAAUACUAUUCAAUUAUGAAACAGAGAAUUUAAAUGACUGUCACUUUAAAUAUCAAAACUUUAACCCCUACUACUUUCUAGAAUUUUCUUUUUUUUUGCAUAACGUAAUAUUGUAGGGAUUUUUUAUAAUCAAAUAGGGCAACAAUUUACCAAAGUUUUAAGUCAAUCUAAUAGCUAUUCUUGCAACAUAAAUAUUUUGUCACCGAUAGUAAAAAUUUGUUUUUUUACAUUUUUUUUUAAGCAAAACUUUGUCAUUAGAUAGAAGAAAAUAUAUCUAAAAAUUGUUUUAU